AUGGAGCACAGCUCCAAACGCAGCUUCGUCGUCCCCUCCUCGGCAUACAGCUACCGUGCCCCCAGCCCGCCCGUCAUCGGCGUGCCAGUCAAGAACCGCGACGACUCCCAGAUUGUCCUCGAGCCCUUGCACGGCCGCGUCGACCCGCACCUCAUCUCCAAGGAGACCCUCGCUAUCAUUACUGGCAACAGGAAGCAGGUCUCCGUCGACAACACUUGGCGGUGGAAGUACGAGCAUCGCAGGGAGGCCCAGCGCAUCCUCGACUACCUUUACCUCGGCCCUACCAGCGUCAUCCGCGACCAUGACUAUCUGCGCCGCGAGGCCAUCACCAUGAUUGUUGUCAUUCGCGACGCUCGCGCCCCAAUGGCGCUCGGCAGCUUGGCCAGGGCAGCAACAACACUUGGUAUUUCUGCUUGCUACCUCGAUGUCGACCCCGUCCAUAUACUGGCCUCCUUUUACAAAAUCCUCUCUGUCAUUAACGACCAUCUGCUUUCCAAUCACUAUUCUAGUAGAAUGAAGGUGGCAGACGGCCCUCGCGGACUGGGCAAGGUUCUGGUCGUCUGUGAUUCAGGCACUGAGCGCGGCCCCCCUCUCGUGGUGGCAUAUAUCAUGGCCGUUUUCGGAGAGGACGUCAUGACGGCGCUUCAGUUUGUCAACGUCCAGCGUUUCUGCUGCACUUUUUCCGAGGAGGCCAAGCGCGCAUUGUUGACGUGGGAUGGCUUGCUCAAGGCCGGCGCCUUCCGCUCCAUCGACGACAUGAUGGAGGAUGACGAUGAUGUGAACAUGCAAUGGAAUGCCUCUACCGAUGGCGAGCGCUUCGAAGGUCGCGAGACCUUUGUGCCGUUUCAGGAAGUCAAUUAUUGA
This is a messenger RNA of Trichoderma reesei QM6a, 864 nucleotides long. RefSeq lists its product as uncharacterized. Gene Ontology annotation, cellular component: cytoplasm; nucleoplasm. The record is from RefSeq and is a predicted model, not a curated record. The transcript is spliced from 2 exons. Gene Ontology annotation, molecular function: F-box domain binding. Bases 1 to 864 code for a protein of 287 amino acids. NCBI's taxonomy places the organism in Eukaryota, Fungi, Ascomycota, Sordariomycetes, Hypocreales, Hypocreaceae. Gene Ontology annotation, biological process: negative regulation of protein binding; negative regulation of SCF-dependent proteasomal ubiquitin-dependent catabolic process; regulation of ERK1 and ERK2 cascade.